AUGACUUCCACCGCACUUCCUGCCCAGAAAAAGGGCCGGAGUCGACGUUCAGGUACACCAUGGACUCGUGGUGGGUGUAUCACUUGUAAAUCCCGGCGCAAGGGUGGCUGCGAUAGAGCAACCCCCAGCUGUAACAAUUGUCUGAAGCUCGGCCGAGUGUGCGAGGGAUAUGAUGAUCUCUGGGUGGCACCACUGGGACCCUCAGCCCCAGUCUUCAAGUCGACUAGAGGUCCGAAGAGACAGAAACUCAAUUCAUCAUCGCCAUCGCAGCCACUAUCGCCGUCAUCAUCCCCAUCUUCAAGCGAUUCCUGGCAGGAUGUAUGGCAAAAUUCACAGCUAUCUCCUCAGCCGAUUACGCCAGGCUGGUCCAUCCCGUCCUCUCCACAAGAUCGAGUCAGAGAUCUUGAUGUGGAUGUGGCCAGUCACGAGCAGAACUCAGGCGAACAGGACCGUCUUUCCGUGAUCCCGAAACCUAAAGGCUUUUUGAGUCACUUAUCCGGCCAUGAGGCUCAUUAUUUGCAAUACCAUGAAGCCAUGGCCUCUCAGCGUCUUGCGAACCUCGAAAGCGAGCACAAUCCUCUCCGAUCAUUCCUCAUCCCUCGCGCUAUGUCUUCUCCUCUCCUGAUGAAGGCAGUAUGUGCAAUCUCAGCAAUGCAUCUGUCAAAUCGGACAGAUAGCCUUGAUGCGAAGACCGCGGCGAUUGACUUUUAUGGUCGAACACUGAGAGGACUACGCACUGUCAUGGCGCAGUCUGUAACGGAGAUCGUACCGGACGAUGCCAUCCUGGCCGUGGGCAUGAUGUGUAAAUACGAAGUUGUCCGCGGUAGUGUGCAGCAGUGGGUUGUCCAUCUUACCGCGCUGCAUCGGCUUAUCGCAUCGCGUGGUGGACUAGGUUCGAUGGAACCCGAGGCAGCACACUUUCUACGGGGAUUAUACGUGUAUGCGUACAGCAUGGGCCGAAUCAGCAAUCGGAAAAAGAUCCUCGGCAGUCUCAUCCUAGCUGAUACGGACAUGGAAGCUCCCAGACUUAGUAUCUACCUCGGAUUCACGGAAGAUAUUCUCAAAAUAUGUGCCUGUGUCGCAGAGCUACCAUCACUCCAAGGCGAUGAUAUCUCGCUACGAUUAUCGAUUGCAUCUAUAAAUGACUCCCUCCUCACCUGGACCCCCUCAUCAGCCCGCUUGAACAUCCCACAGGACCUCACACAAUCCACUCUCAUCCGCCUCAAGCUGGUCGCCGAAUGUUUCCGCGACGCUGGCUUCAUCUACCUACACUCUAUCCUCGAACACAUGAGUCGGGAUACUUCGCCUCCCUGCAAUGCCACCCCUCAACCACGAGGUCCCAUCACCGAAUGGUCAGCUCUAAUCACCACGCCUAAACAAAUCGCCAUUGACCGCCUCCUCUCUCGAAUCGAAUCCUUCCCGCUAGACGACAACUGCGAAUACUCAGCACUUACGUUCCCGUUGUUCAUUGCCGGCGCUGAGAGUGACGUUUUCGAGCAUAGAGACUUCGUGCUCCAGUCACUGGGUAAAUUGCAAGAGAAUUUUGGCAUAGGCAAUACCCUGCGUGCGAAGGAUGUCCUUCGUAUCCUGUGGGCAAGAAAAGAUGCCAUUGCCCAAGAUCCAUCCAAGAACGUGCACUGGAUGGAUGUUUUGGAGGAACUACAGUGGGAGUUGACUCUUGCAUAG
Molecule: messenger RNA, 1686 nt
Organism: Penicillium daleae
Lineage: Eukaryota; Fungi; Ascomycota; Eurotiomycetes; Eurotiales; Aspergillaceae
Product: Zn(II)2Cys6 transcription factor
Exons: 4
Coding region: 1-1686 (561 amino acids)
Biological process (GO): positive regulation of transcription by RNA polymerase II
Cellular component (GO): nucleus
Molecular function (GO): DNA-binding transcription factor activity, RNA polymerase II-specific; transcription cis-regulatory region binding; zinc ion binding
Source: RefSeq, a predicted model, not a curated record